This is a messenger RNA of Symsagittifera roscoffensis, 2273 nucleotides long. RefSeq lists its product as uncharacterized. The transcript has 10 exons. Lineage: Eukaryota; Metazoa; Xenacoelomorpha; Acoela; Convolutidae. The coding region runs from base 248 to 1990 and encodes 580 amino acids. Gene Ontology annotation, molecular function: CoA-ligase activity. The record is from RefSeq and is a predicted model, not a curated record.
ACUCUCUCAUAAACUUGUAUUUGAUUCAACUUAUCUGCAUGCGCUCAUCAAAAACUUCGAUUCGUUACUGUUUACUUGACUGAAAUUUGCAAGAUCAAUAUUGACGGCUUUUACACAGUACUUGAACGCAUUUUGUAGUCUUUAUUCAUUUUUUUACGAUUCUGAUGCUUUGCACAUGAGAAUUGGCCAUCAUUCAAACUCGCAAACUCCCUUUUGUUUAACUAUAAUUAUCAAUUUUUUGACAUAAAUGGAUGCGAAAGGCAACAAGUUGGCUUGUUUCAAGGGGGCUGACUUGAAAGUCCCUGGAAUUACAGACGACACUGUAGCCCAUUUCAUCAUGAGGACCAGCGAGCAACUGGCACCAGAUGAUAAAAUCGCAUAUGUUGAAAUUUCCUCGGACAAUCGCACUGUGGCAUAUGGGGAGUUCAGGAACAAAGUGUUCAGACUGUCACAUGCCUUAGUGAGGAGGGGUUAUGGCGAGGGAGAUGUGGCUUGCAUCCACUGCUGCAACAUGCCAGAGUUCGUGAUAGUGCUGCAUGCCGCAGUGGCAGCUGGGAUGGCAGUCACUCUUUGCAAUUCAUUGUACACUUCUUAUGAGGUGGCCCACCAGCUGAAGGACUCCAACUCAGUUGUCAUUUUCGCCCAAGCCGAUCAGGCCAUUGUUGAGAAGUGUGUGAAGGCAUGCUACGACAACAACAACGCAGAAGGACCAGACACACCAUCUCCAACUAGUGUCAAGGAAAUUAUCACUCUAUCUGCUGAGAAAACCGAAAUCUCAGCAGAUAGCAGAGGACUCAAAGUGAUGCAUUAUCUUGGACUUUUGACCCCUGACACUGCAGAGUUCAACAAGAAGUUGCCUUCAGUCAAGAUCGACUGGAAAACAGCCCGCGCUUUGAUUCCAUAUUCCAGCGGAACAACUGGGCUUUCAAAAGGCGUGGCAUUGACUAAUUACAACGUGUACUACCAAAUCCAUCAAAUAAUGAAGUUAAUUCACUUGGAGCCCAGCUGCGACGUUUUCCUUCCCAUCCCCCCUCUCUACCAUAUCUACGGGACAGUGAUGGCAGGACUAACAUCUCCCUUCAGAGGAAUCACUACCCUGAUGCAGCAGAGAUUCGACUUCCCAGCUGUGCUCAAAGGAAUUCAGGAUUACAAAGUGACGAAGCUAGCCCUAGUGCCUCCCAUCAUGCUGGCCCUAGCCAAACAUCCAAUGGUGGAUAAAUUCGACCUGUCUUCUGUCAACGAGAUCUUGUCUGGUGCAGCCCCCCAGCCGGCUGAACAGAUUCAAAUUGCGUGUGAAAGAAUUAACCCCAAUGAAAAAAUAGUCUUUACACAAGGGUAUGGGAUGACGGAGAGUGGUGGGGUGUCUUCAGGCCUUCCCCCAGAUGCACCCUACGAGUGCAUUCAGAAAGGAAGUGUCGGCAUACCAGUUCCAGGCUGCGAAAUCAAGAUAAUGAACAUAGAGACGGGUGAGACUGAGCUGUGUGGGGUGGAGGGGGAGGUAUGUAUGAGGGCCCCCUCUCUCAUGCAGUGCUACUUGAACAGAGAGGAGGAAACCAAGAACACAAUCAUGUCAGACGGGUGGCUCAGAUCAGGCGAUCUCGGCUACAUGAAUGAAGAAGGGUAUUUGUGGAUCACAGACCGACUGAAGGAACUGAUCAAGUAUAAGGGAAACCAGGUGCCCCCUGCACAGCUAGAAGCAGUUAUCCUCACCCACCCCUCUGUACAGGACUGCGCCGUGAUCGGAAUUCCGGAUGAGAGUGCGGGUGAACUACCCAGGGCGUAUGUCAAGGUCAAAGAAAGCUUCGAAGGAAAAGUCACAGAGGGAGAGUUACAAGCAUUCGUUAAAGAAAGAGUGGCUCCUUUCAAACAACUGAAGGGCGGUGUCGCUUUCAUAGACGCUAUUCCAAAAUCAGGCGCUGGAAAAAUUCUCCGCAAGACUCUCAAAGACAGCUAUCUCAACGAGCAAAAACAUAAGAACGGAACAAUCUAAAACAUUCUAGAACAAUCAAGAACAAUCAAAAAGAGUAGUAGAAGAUGUCUGUAAAUUUCUAUUUGUAAUCGCAGUAAACUCAAAUCAGUAAUUGAUUUGAUUCGAGAUAAUUUUUGUGACGUUUUAUUAAUCAACUAACUUGACAACAAGGUCAAGAAACCUACCUUGCAUAAAAAACUUUCACUAAAAUCUAACAUUAACCCAAACUUUGAAUUUUGUGGAAAAGUUACCUUUCAAUAUUAUUGUUAUUAUUAAAAAAACAGUGAUAUUUCCGAAACGAAAA